Molecule: messenger RNA, 645 nt
Organism: Notodromas monacha
Lineage: Eukaryota; Metazoa; Arthropoda; Ostracoda; Podocopida; Cyprididae
Source: the annotation of a GenBank genome assembly
AUGGAAAGACUUGACGACAGACAGCUGGGUUCUUCUUCUUCUUGUGGUGCUGGUGGUGGCCAUGUGUCGUGGGGGGAAUUUGGGGAACAAGCCAGCGACUACAGCGAGUCGGGCGCUUCAUCAGGCGAUGAGGCGUACUUCGACCGCGAGGAGGAGCUGCGCGGCUACCAUCGUGCCAUCGACUUCACACUGCACACCAUCAUCGAGGAGAGCUGCGAAGAAAGCGACGGCGAACGGCGGUCCCGCACCCACAGUCCGCAUCCGAAGCCGCCGCCGUCGCAGAUGGAGAAGUACUUCUACUUUGACAUUGGCGCCGGGUCCGAAGGCGCCACUGCUGCUGCUGCUGGUGGUGGUGGUGGUGGUGGUGGUGGAGGUGUGCCGACGACGACGACCAAUUCGGCGGCCACGGGAAUUGCCGGCAGAAAGGUGCCGAGCAAAACACCCAUCAUGCCCCAAGGCAUAUUGAAGAAAUGCCGUCGAGUGGAACCAGAACCCGAAUUAGAAGAACCCGAGGAACUGGAAGAAUCUGACGACGCUUCGUCGCAGUGUUCUGCGUCAGCCUCUGCCAACGACGGCAGUGACAACAAACACUUUACGACGGAUUUUUUAGAACGUGGUGACAUCGCGGUGAUCUAUUCUAUAUGA